Messenger RNA from Oryza sativa Japonica Group (Japanese rice), 1936 nucleotides. RefSeq names its product putative F-box protein At3g49980. The record is from RefSeq and is a predicted model, not a curated record. Gene Ontology annotation, molecular function: protein binding. NCBI's taxonomy places the organism in Eukaryota, Viridiplantae, Streptophyta, Magnoliopsida, Poales, Poaceae.
UAUUUAGGUCUAACCUAACUGUGCCCAUCUCGCCGGCGCCGCCUCCAUUCUUCUCAUCCUCUCCACUGCGGCGCGGCGGCGCGGCCUCUUAGCGCCAUUUCCUCCUCCACUUGGAAGCAGCAGAAGCGGAAGCCCGUCGCCCGCCUGGCUCGAGCUCAAGGCCAUGGAGUAUGUGAUUCUUGGUGUUAAAUACUUUUGCUGGUGGAAUGGAGUUGGAGCCUCAGUCCAGGCUUUGGUUUUCCCUGAUCAGAUCCAGUCCUAAUUGCUUGUUUGUUUAUCAGUUAUGAUCAGUCACUUACUCUGAUGAUUCGGAGGGAGGAUGAAUAACGAUCACAAAACGAGAUGAUUGAUUCAUUUUCAGAGCGGCAAGGAGCCAAGGAUGCAGCAGCACUAGGGUCCUAGUCCAAAUUGUCAGCUGGGGGCUCAAUUGCAAUGGCGGAGAUGGUGAGGCUGCCCGAACAGCAGCGUCGUAGGCCUCUCACCAUUGCCAACCUCCCUGAAGAAAUUCUGUCGGAGAUUCUGCUCCUGCUACCGCCAAAAUCCAUCCUCCAGUGCCGUGCCGUCUGCAAAGUCUGGCGGGACGUCACCUCCGACCGCGCCUUCCUCCUUCCCCACCACUGCCGCCAGCCUCCGCAGCGCCUCCUCACCUUCAUCCGCGACGUGGGCAGUCGCCACGAUGACCUGGAUAUCCUGGACUACUGUGUUGAAGCCGUUGACUUCCGCACACACCAGUUCCAGUCUCUGGCCCGGUUCACUGGCCAAGAUUACGACUGCUCACUCGAAGACAGCCCAUUCACCGUCCACGCUUCUUGCGAUGGUCUCCUUCUCAUGUCCUACAACAACUAUUUGCAUCUCUGCAAUCCUACUACACGUCAAUGGCUUUGGGUCUUCCCGCCGGCGCUUCAACAUGACACCGUCCUGGGGCUCUAUUCUCAUGGCCAUUCUUCUGAAUACCGAGUAUUGUAUUAUCGAGAAAUUGGUUUGGGCCCUGAAUUCUACAUCAGCAUUGUUGGCUCAGGGAAGGAGAGGAGCAUUUGGCCCCAUUCAUCGUCAGCAUCCCUGAGAAAGUGGUUGGCGAAAGGGAAGGAGGAAACUCAGUUCAACGAGCCUUUCCUGUUUCAUGGAAACCUGCACUGGCUGCCGCACUUAGGUGGACAGAACAAGAUAGUGGUGUUCGACACUCUCGAUGAGGUGUUUCGGUGGUUGCAUGUACCUUUCAAGAUGCACAAUAUGUCGUCAUUACUCGAGAUUGAGGGUAGCCUUGCCAUGUCAAACAGCCAUAUUGGAUCAUCAAAGGUGGAUCUUUGGCUUCUGCAAGAUUAUAAGCAUAUGGUAUGGGUCCACAAGUAUCGAAUUGAAUUGCCAGUUAUAGAGAUUCGCCGUUUUGAAGAAGAUGAUGGUUGGUAUCUUCAUAUUGUUUCUCAAGAGGGUGAUGUCUUGGUUGAUGGAUUUGAUUGGCAGUUUCACUACGACAUAAAGGGCAAUUUGCUGGAGAAAUUUCAAUGUAGUGGCCGCAUGCUGAACAUUACUCCACAUAUUCUCCAAGAAAGUCUCGUUCCACACGAAGUGUGCCAAAUUCUAAAUAAUGAAAGUAGACAUGAACCACAUUUCUUCAGGGGGCUGUAGAGCAUACUUUCUUUACCGUGAGGCUACUUCACACUUUUGGGUGUCUAUUCAUUGGAUACUGCAAUUUUAGCGAUGGAACUUAAUUUUGUAGUGAAUGGUCAAUGAUCUGAUGUUGCAAAGGGCAGCAUUCACUCUGAUCAGUAUUUCUGUACCUCCACAUGUUCAUCUUCAACAUUGAGGGUAUCAUUUCUGUACUGUACAUGGAAAAUUAAAUGCCUGAGACUGUUUUUUCCUGGUUUGUGGAAGUCUGAGACUGAACAGUUGAUUAUGCUCGUUGUUUAUUUCAACAUUGCGAGAUGGUUACUUUUUA